This is a messenger RNA of Etheostoma spectabile (orangethroat darter), 3486 nucleotides long. Its product is annotated as titin. Gene Ontology annotation, cellular component: M band. Lineage: Eukaryota; Metazoa; Chordata; Actinopteri; Perciformes; Percidae. The record is from RefSeq and is a predicted model, not a curated record. Bases 240 to 3362 code for a protein of 1040 amino acids. The transcript has 2 exons. Gene Ontology annotation, biological process: sarcomere organization; cardiac muscle tissue development. Gene Ontology annotation, molecular function: protein binding; structural constituent of muscle.
GAAGGGAGCUUCUAUUAUUUCCGUGUUCUGGCUGUGAAUGAGUUUGGCACGGGACUACCAGUAGAGACCACUGAGGCUGUUAAAGUGUCCGAGGCUCCUCUGCCUCCUGGCAAAAUCACACUCAGUGAUGUUACUUGCAAUAGUGCAAGACUCUCUUGGGAGAAGCCUGACAAUGAUGGAGGAAGUAAAAUCACACGUUAUAUCAUAGAAAUGCGGGCUAAUGGAGAUACACAUGGACAAUGUGUUCAGAGAGUAAAGCCCUGGAAGUAACUAUUACCGGGCUGGCAAAGGGAAAGGAGUAUUUCUUUAGAGUGAGUGCUGUAAAUGAAAAGGGGAAAAGUGAGCCAAAGUUCCUUUUGGCACCUGUUACAGUAAAGGAUACUAGUGUUGAGCCCAUUAUUAACUUGCUUUCCAAUGCAUUCAGUGUGAAGGCAGGAAAUGUUUUAAAGAUUGACGUUCCAUUCAAGGGUGUACCACCACCAACAGUAGCCUGGAAGAAAGAUGGCAACUUGCUGAAAGAAACAAGCAGGGUAAAUGUGCACACAUCUGACGCAUUAUCUCAAAUCAUCAUCAAAGAUGCAAGUAGAAUAGAUGUUGGCGUUUAUGAGGUGACCCUGACCAACUUGACUGGAACCACAUCUGCUGAAAUCUUUGUUAAUGUUUUUGAAAGACCUGGCCCACCAAGUGAUCUCAGUGUGGUUGAAGUGAGUGCUGACUUUAUGUCUUUGUUGUGGCAGCCCCCACAUUAUACUGGCGGAUGUCAAAUCAGUAAUUAUGUCGUUGAGAAGAGAGAUACAGGCAGCACAAUAUGGCAGAAUGUGUCAGCAACACUCGCAAGAACAUCUAUCAAGAUUUCCCGUCUGACGCAGGGCACUGAAUAUCAGUUUCGUGUUGCUGCAGAGAAUCGCUACGGCAAGAGCCACUUUGUUGAGUCUGAACCUGUUGUUGCACAGUAUCCCUUUAAGCCCCCUGGUCCACCAACCAAUCUCUGUGUUGUUAGUGCCUCAAAGGCUGUCAUGGUGGUGGCAUGGAGCAAGCCAGACAGUGACGGUGGCAGCCCUAUUAUUGGUUAUCAUAUUGAAUGCAAAGAUCAAAGCAGUAUUUUGUGGACAAAGUUAAACAGAAACCCAGUGAAUGACAUCCAAUUCAAGGUAACAAGUGUUGAAGAAGGUCUGAUGUAUGAGUUCCGGGUCUGUGCUGAGAACAUGGCUGGUGUUGGACCGAGCAGUAAGGCUUCUGAGCCUGUAGCAGCAAGAGACCAGUGUGAUCCCCCAUACAACCUUGCAGUCUCCAAUAUAACUAACAGCUCAGUUUCCCUCUCCUGGGACAAGCCAGAAUAUGAUGGUGGGGCUAAAAUAACAGGGUACAUUGUUGAGCGUAAAGAGCUGCCAAAUAGUUGCUGGCUUAAGUGCAACUUCACCAACUUACUGGACACCUUCUUGGAAGUGAGUGGCCUAACAGAGGGUGAACAGUAUGAAUUUCAUGUGAUUGCAAAGAAUGCAGCUGAGAUGUUCAGUGCGCCCUCUGAAACCACCGGACCCGUUACAGUACAGCAUGAUGUGGAGCCACCCAAAAUUAUCUUGGGGGACAAAUUUAGACAGGUGGUUGUUGUCAAAGCAGGAGAAAACCUAAAAAUAGAUGCUGACAUCUCUGGCCGCCCCAACCCUACAGUGCUUUGGUUAAAGAAUGGUAGAAAUAUCGGCACAAAGGGACGGGUUGAGAUAAGUGCAACAAAGACGCAUACCUCUCUACUUCUCAGAGAAUGUGUAAGAAAAGACUCUGGACAGUAUAUUCUGACCCUACAGAGUGCAGGUGGUUCCACAUCUAAGACUAUCACCUGCAAGGUCCUGGACAGGCCUUGCCCACCUGCUGGACCUCUAGUAGUGUCUGGACUUUCAGCAGAGAAAUGCACCCUGUCAUGGGGACCCCCUAAUGAGACUGGCGGUGCUGAGAUUAUGCACUACAUUGUUGAAAAGUGCGAAACCAGCCGUGUAUCCUGGACCCUGGUGUACGAUGAAAUGAAGGCUACUACCUGCAAAAUAAGCAAGCUACUCAAAGGGAAUGAAUACCUGUUUAGGGUGAGAGCAGUGAACAAAUACGGGGAAGGUGAGACUUUGGAAAGUGAGCCCAUCAAGGCCACGGAUCCCUUUACUAUCCCAUCUGCUCCAACUGAUGUUGAGGUCACCAGUGCAACCAGCGAGGCUAUGACUAUCUGCUGGAAGAGACCUGCCUCUGAUGGCGGAAGCCGCAUCAGCGGUUACAUCAUUGAGAAGAGAGAGAAGCAGGGUGUCCGCUGGGUUCGUUUUAACAAGAAGCCUGUCUAUGACCUACGAGUCAAAGCCUCUGGGCUGCACGAGGGAUGCGAGUAUGAAUUCAGAGUCUUUGCUGAGAAUGCUGCUGGACUAAGUGAACCCAGUCUCCCGUGCCCACUCACACUGGCAGAGGAUCCGAAGUUUGUCCCUUGCCCUCCUGCAAAACCCAUCAUAAUCGAUUCAUCCAGGUCCUCCAUCACUCUGUCAUGGAACAAGCCGCUGUUUGAUGGUGGAGCACCAGUAACAGGGUACAAAGUUGAAUUCAGAAAAUCAACAGAAGAAGACUGGACUGUAGGAGUUCAUAACACAGAUAAAACAGAGUUUACAGUAACUGGACUCACAUCAGGGACGGAAUAUGUUUUCAUCGUCAGAUCCAUAAACAAGAUUGGCAACAGCGAGCCCAGUCCUGAAUCCGAUCCUGAAGUGGCCAUGGAGAGAGAGGAGGAGCCCAGGUUUGAUAUUAGCGCAGACAUGAGGAAGACCCUGCUUGUUAAAGAUGGCAGCUCCUUCACCUUGACCGUGCCUUUCACAGGCAAGCCUGUUCCUAGCGUAACAUGGGACAAAGCAGAUGUAGAUCUGAGAGUCAGAGGAAUGAUCAACAGCAGCAGCUCGGUCACCUCUAUCACAGUGGAAGGAGCAACACGCGAUGACUCCGGCAAAUACAUAGUCAAACUGCAAAACGUUGCUGGAUCUGCCUCAUUGACGCUGAACGUGAGGGUUUUGGAUUCACCUGGUCAGCCAACUCACGUAGCAGUUAAAGACGUGACCAAGAACUCUGCCACCGUUACCUGGGACAUCCCUGAGAAUGAGGGUGGAGCCCCUGUCAAGAACUACCUCGUAGAUAUAAGGGACAUCAGCAGGAAAGGGUGGACAAAACUCACAGACAAAUGUCACCGACUGUCCUACAAGGUCUCUGACUUGGAGGAGGGAGGAAUCUACUUCUUCCGGGUCACCGGUGAAAACGAGUACGGGAUUGGUGUUCCAGCUGAGACCAAGGAGGGAACAAAAAUGACAGAUAGAACCGAUUGGGAGACAAAUUCAGAAGCUUAGCUCGUCUUCUUACCAGGCUGGAAGUAGCCUCCUCCUGACCAUCUGUCAAGAUCCUCGAUUUCUCACAUUCAACCAAUGUUGUUCAGAAAAAAUCGUAAGCGAAUGCUCUGUGAAUUAAUGCAUU